Myxocyprinus asiaticus (Chinese sucker) is the source of this 8468-nucleotide messenger RNA. RefSeq names its product 1-phosphatidylinositol 4,5-bisphosphate phosphodiesterase epsilon-1-like. The coding region runs from base 350 to 7168 and encodes 2272 amino acids. The transcript has 33 exons. Gene Ontology annotation, molecular function: guanyl-nucleotide exchange factor activity; phosphatidylinositol-4,5-bisphosphate phospholipase C activity. Lineage: Eukaryota; Metazoa; Chordata; Actinopteri; Cypriniformes; Catostomidae. Gene Ontology annotation, biological process: lipid metabolic process; small GTPase-mediated signal transduction; phosphatidylinositol-mediated signaling. The record is from RefSeq and is a predicted model, not a curated record.
UCGUGUUUCAGUACUGUUGCCGCGAGUCUCACUCUCCGAAACCACGAUGAAGUUUCUCGAUGUUUUCGAGCGUAGGACGGUUUUCGGAUUUGACUGUGUGCAGCGUGUUCUGAGCCCCUGAGUUCUUGGGGGAAGAGGUCAUAGUAGGGAGGGGCAACUCUUGAGAAGACACAGCCUUCAAUUUUUGCAGGAGUGCUGCUCAAGAUCCCACUUCAGAUCUGCUGUGAUAUUCUCUGUUCCCAAGGCCAUCAUCUAUAGUAGUAGUUUGCAAGAAUCUUGUCUCUGACUGCUUCUGAAUUGCCUCUGUGUAAGUUGAGAGAGCAGGAUCUGUCAUCGGGUGCCUGGUGAUAUGAGGCUUUGUGUGGAGAGACAAGCACAUAUUGGCCUCAUGAGCAUAAUGGCCUCUGAAAGGGCUCCCACUGUGCUUGGAGGGAAGGGUCUCAGUAAAGAGACUUCAGAUUCUUUGGUAAAUGAUGGAGAUAAUCUUACAUCUGUGAAGUAUGGCUUGCCUGAGAGAGAAUCUCAUCAGAGUCCGCUCCAUGACCCAUUCAGUCCUUUGGAGAUGGACCAGGAAAACUCACCAGGCAAAAAUGACAGAACAUGGAAGUCUUUGGAUACUAGGUCUAAGAGUCUGGAUUGCUUGGAAGAGAGCUACAGUUCAAGAAACUGCCACUGCAGCUGUGUAAGGCACGGGACAGAAGGAUUGAACGUUUGCCAGCUGUGUGGGAUUUGUGAUCCAGUGGAAAGUGAAGAAGUCUGCCAGGAGAAUAGCUUCUCUGCUAGAUACUGGAGAACGAUGCUCCCGCGGAGGAAAGCAGAGAAGAAAACGGUGGGGUUUUCUUCUGACUCAACUUGCCUCACUGGAGAACGGCCAACAAAGAGUGGUGUGGAUGGUGUUCUGUGCCAGAUGGAGAUUGUUAUGGGCCAGAACAUGAAGGAGAGCCUGCAACCCUGUGGUUUGAAUUUGAGGAGAAGCAGCCUGCCAGUAUCCUCGCCACAAAGGCCCCAGUGCACCAGUGGCUGCAGUUCUGGCAUUGAUAUCCCGAUGCAAUGCAGGAUAGAUCUUAGGUGUGCCCUGUGCCUUAAAAAUGGCUUCUCUAGUCUGGAAAGGCUCAGCAGGAAAACCAAACCCAAGUGCUCUCUGGACAGGUGCCUUAAGAGGUCCGCACCCUUCAGGUUGUCUGCAAGUCAGGACUGUAGUGACAGUGAGGGCACCGUUUCUGACAGCGAGUUUGUACGUAACAAGAAGGAGCGUUCUGCUGUCCUAGUCAGAAGGUACCUCAAGAACAACCAGAAGAUCAAGAAGAUUGUAUGCACAGGUACUAGAGCCAUAGUGAGGACUCUACCUUCCGGUCACAUCUCUGAGAGACUCUGGGAGACUAUUUGUGGGAAAACAUGUCACCUACGUGAUAGGCGCAUACACGAGGCCAGAGGAUACAGCAGAGCGCUUCAGGCCAUUCAGCUGCAAGUUUCCAGGGCGCUUCUCACCUACCCAGGGGUCAGAUUUGCAGAGAUUGACCAUGUUAUUCCUGCUGUGAGUCCUGAGGCCUGUCUCCUGCACCCAUCCAGGAAGCUGCUAGCCCAAGCGGUGUCAUGGCCACCGGCCUCCCUGCAUCAGAUUAGAUUCAGGGCCUGUUCUCCCAGAACCAGCAUUGCAGCUCACCUGAGCGGGGCCCUGCUGGAGGCAACAGCUACUGUCGGGGCCCGAAGUUCUCUACCCAGCUUCGCUAUUGGCUCCACAGAUCGAGCUAUGCUGAAAGAACGGCAGCUGUGCAGCUCCAUGGCAAGCUCAACCAUCCUCCCGUCGACCGUGACGGGCAUCAGCAAGGAGCUGGCUGACCUGCGGCACCUGAUCCAGUUCCCGGAAGAAAUCGCCACAAUCCUGACGGAGCAGGAACAGCAGCUGUAUCGUCGUGUCUUCCCGCUUGAUUACCUCAGCUUCCUCACGCGAGACUUGGGCAGCCCCGAGUGCCACAAACGCCACCCGCACCUCAAAGCCUCGCUGUCGGCCCCCACCAUGCCCACCCAGAAUGAUCACCACAACACAGUAAAAGACCUCGUCACCAGGUUCAACGAGGUGAGCUCGUGGGUGACUUGGCUCAUUCUGACUGCUGGGUCCAUGGAGGAGAAAAGGGAAGUCUUCUCAUACCUUGUCCAUGUGGCAAAAUGCUGCUGGAACAUGGGCAACUACAAUGCGGUCAUGGAGUUCUUGGCAGGUCUCAGGUCUCGCAAAGUGCUAAAGAUGUGGCAGUUUAUGGACCAGGCAGAUAUUGAGACCAUGCGUGGUUUGAAGGAUGCCAUGGCCCAACACGAGUCAUCAACUGAGUACAAGAAAGUGGUCAACCGUGCGCUCAACAUCCCAGGAUGUAAAGUGGUGCCCUUCUGUGGCGUGUUCCUUAAGGAACUCAGUGAGGCUCUAGACGGUGCGGCCAGCAUUAUUGGACUACGUCCAUCUUUUGAUUCUCAAGAAGACUCUGUUGAGUUUGUCACAGACUACAACGGCCAGCAGCACUUCUUGCAGAGGGCGGGGAGCGAUGGACUCCACAGCGCAGACAAGGAGGCGACCGUCAGUAACAUUCUGCAGACGAUUCGCAGCUGCAAUCGAAGCCUAGAGGCCGAAGAGCCUGAGGAGAGGACGCGAGAAACCAACAUUUGCCUCAAGAACUCCUUCAAAGACAAGAGCAGAGACCAGUUUUUAGUAGGGGACCUUUCAGAUUCAGAAGGGGACCCACUUGAGCUAGCAAAAGACGUUGACCUCCAGACCACAGAAGAGGUGCAUGGACCCUUUAGUCAUGGUACAGAGCUCAUCCCCUGGUACGUGCUCUCACUGCAGCCAGAUAUCCACCAGUUCCUGCUUCAGGGAGCAACCAUAAUCCACUACGACCCCGAAACCCAUAUCACCGCCCGCUGCCUCCUCCGACUACAACCGGACAACUGUUUCCUUUCCUGGUCCAAGCCCCAUAGCACCUGCACCCUGGGCGGAAGAGCUAGGGGCUUCAUGGGACACCCACCAUCCCCAGACCACUUACCAUUGGGCCAUCCCGUGCACUGUGGACUAUCCGAUGGGCUCCUGGACCUUAAUGUGGUGAAGGCUGUAUUUAUGGGUCACCCUGGAGUGGACAUUAACUAUGUGUGUCUACAGCACAAACUGUGUAACAUGAACCUUAGUGAAAAUGGUGUCACACUACUUUAUGGACUUCACACUACAGACAAUAGACUGAUACACUUUGUGGCCCCAAAGCACACUGCCCGUAUGCUGCAUGAGGGGAUCCAGGAGCUGCUCAACUCUAUCAGGAAGAUCAGAAAGUUUCCUGACCAGAGGCUGCAGUGGCUGCGGAGGCAGUAUGUUAGCCUGUACCAGGAGGACGCUAAAUUUGAAGGCCCAACUCUGGCCCAGGCUAUCGAGCUGUUUGGCGGGAGACGCUGGAAUAUGGGCGCUAGCGGCCCUGGAUCUGCCAGCAAGAGCGCAGAGAAGAACUCAGCCCAGAAAAACAGCCCGCUGGGUAUCAACUCCAAUGCCAAAAAAAAGAAGAAAGCCUUAGUCAGAGGGGACAGUGGAGAAGGAACCGAUGAUGAGAUGAUCUCACGUAAAACCAGAAGCUGUAAGGAGACUAUAGGGAGGAGAGAGUCCGAUCCAUUAGAAAGUGUUGAGCACGAUGAGGCUGAGGACUACAGUCCAUUUGGCCUUCCUGGACCUUUUUCCUUAUCCAACAGCAAAAGCCAGUCUCCUGGAACCUUCUUGUCCUCCACUUCCUCCUCCUCAUCUUCCUCUGGCUUCUUUAACACAAACACCUCCACCCCAACACACCCCCAUUCCUCCCCUGUUCUCUCUGGCAGUGCCAAAAGUCAGCCAGGGGCCUGGAGCAGUCGGAGCUGGCACGGUCGGGGGAAAGGCUUCUUCAGGGGCUUCCAAGAUCUCAUGAUCUCUGACAGCAUCAUGAGCUUUGUCGAAUUUGUGGAGCUUUUUAAGUCUUUUAGCAUUCGGAGUCGAAAGGAUCUAAAGGAGUUGUUUGACACCUAUGCAGUGCCAUGCAGUCGCUCGGGUCCUGACUCUGUCCCUCUGUACACCACACUUAGGAUCGACGACAAACUUACAGCACUGCAACCGGAUCUAGAUCUACUAACUCGCAAUGGCUCUGACCUGGGCCUUUUCAUCCACACGCAUCAGCAAAUGUCUGACAACCAGAAGCAGAUUUCAGACGCCAUUGCUGCUGCUAGCAUCGUGACCAAUGGCACUGGAGUGGAGAACUCUUCACUGGGUGUGCUGGGACUGGCCAUCUCCCAGCUCAAUGACUUCCUGGUCAACUGUCAAGGAGAACAUCUGACCUAUGAUGAGAUCCUCAGCAUCAUACAGAAAUUUGAGCCCUCCUCAAACAUGCGCCAGAUGGGUUGGAUGUCCUUUGAAGGGUUUGCCAGGUUUCUAAUGGACAAGGACAACUUUGCUUCUAAAAACGAGGAGUCUCAAGUGAACCUGGAUGAUCUCCAACAUCCGCUGUCGUACUAUUACAUAGAGUCCUCUCAUAACACAUAUCUCACGGGCCAUCAGCUGAAGGGAGAGUCAUCAGUGGAGCUCUAUAGCCAGGUUUUGUUGCAGGGCUGUCGAAGUGUUGAGUUGGACUGCUGGGACGGAGACGAUGGCAUGCCCGUUAUUUACCACGGACACACUCUCACAACUAAGAUACCCUUCAAGGAUGUUGUGGAGGCCAUCAACCGCACAGCGUUUGUGAACUCAGAGAUGCCUGUGAUUCUGUCCAUUGAAAACCACUGCUCUUUACCACAGCAGCGCAAAAUGGCUGAGAUUUUUAAGACGGUGUUUGGAGAGAAGCUGGUGACCAAGUUCCUGUUUGAGAGUGAUUUUGCGGAUGAGCCUCUUCUCCCGUCUCCCCUGCAGCUCAGAAGGAAGAUCCUCCUUAAAAAUAAGAAGCUGAAAGCUCACCAGGCUCCAGUGGACAUACUCAAACAAAAGGCACAUCAGCUGGCACACAUGCAUGCCCAGGCCCACAAUGGUUCAGUCAGUGGUGCUUCACUUGGAAACAAUGAUGAUGAAGAAGAGGAGGAAGACGAGUACGACUAUGAUUACGAGUCACUGUCUGAUGACAAUAUUCUGGACGAAAAACCAGAGAGCAAGUCAUCCACAGAGAAACUUCAGUAUGAAUCCAACGAUGAGAUGCCGAAACGGUUUAAGAAAGCAGGAAGCAAAGGAAAGAUGUUUGAUAUGGAAUUAGGGGAGGAGUUUUAUCUGCCCCAAAAUGAGAAGGAGAGCAGACAGAUCGCUCAAGAGCUUUCUGACCUGGUCAUCUACUGUCAGGCUGUCAAAUUCCCAGGCCUCUCUACCCUCUCCCCAUCAGACUCUGGACGGGGAAAGGACAGAAAAAGCCGGAAAUCCAUCUUUGGCAGCGCUCCUGCUCGCGGAAGUCCCGGAGAGCCUGUGACAUUGGUCCGAGCUCCAGGGAAAGCCAGUGUGGACGGUGUUCGUACGAGCUGGGAGGACCAAACGUCUCCGGUGCUGAGCUCGAGUACCUCUCUGAGCGCCAUCAUCCGGACGCCCAAAUGCUACCACAUCUCCUCCGUCAACGAGAAUGCAGCAAAGCGUCUGUGUCGCCGCUACUCCCAAAAACUCAUCCAGCACACUAGCUGUCAGCUGCUCCGGACGUACCCGGCCGCCACACGAAUCGACUCCGCUAACCCCAACCCUCUCAUCUUCUGGCUGCAUGGCAUUCAGCUGGUCGCCCUCAACUAUCAGACUGACGACCUGCCCAUGCAGUUGAACACAGCUCUUUUUGAAGCUAAUGGACACUGUGGUUAUGUGCUGAAGCCUCCGGUUCUGUGGGAGCGCAGUUGCCCGCUCUAUCAGCAGUUCUACCCUCUGGACAGAGACCUGGACAACAUGAGCCCCACACUCUACACUAUUACUAUUGUAUCGGGGCAGAACGUGUGUCCGGGUAACUCAAAUGGCAGUCCCUGUGUGGAGGUGGAGGUGCUGGGCAUGCCGGCAGACAGCUGCCAUUUCCGGACCAAGCCCACUCACCGAAACACGCUCAAUCCCAUGUGGAACGAGCACUUCCUGUUCCAUGUGCACUUCGAAGAUAUGGCCUUUCUACGCAUCGCUGUCGUGGAGAACAACAGCUCGCAGGUCACUGCUCAGAGGAUACUGCCCCUCAAAACCCUCAAACCAGGCUACAGACAUCUGCAGUUGAAGAACCUGCACAAUGAGCCUCUGGAGGUCUCAAGUCUUUUCAUCUUCAGUCGCAGGAUGGAGGAAAAUCCUACCGGAGGACCACUAUCUGCAUCUGUGCUGUUCAGCACGGAGGAAAAACGAGCCUCACAGCAGCACAAAGUGACCAUGCAUGGAGUCCCGGGCCCUGAACCCUUCACUGUCAUGUGCGUUGAUGAAUACACCACAGCCAAACAGCUCCUGGACUCUUUGUUUCCGACCACUUCCUUCAACUACUUCCUGAUGGAAGAGAGAAUUCCUCUGUCCAAGGACAAGAGUGACUCAAAGAAAGCACCCCAGCAGCGCCCCCUAGCGAACGAUGAAAGGCUCUUGAGAGUUCUUCACAGCUGGCUGCCAGAGGAAGGAUAUGUGGGCAGAAUAUGCCUGAAAACCAAGGAAGAGAACUUCAAUGAAAAGAAUGUGCUGAUGGAAGGAGUGGAGGAGGUGAGCAGUGAAGAAGAGGACACGUUCCUCGUGCAGGUUCAUGAUGUUUCUCCUGAGCAACCUCACACCGUUAUUAAAGCUCCACGUUACAGCACGGCCCAAGACAUCAUACAACAGACUCUGAGCAAAGCCAAGUAUUCUCUGAGCAUCCUGAGCAACCCAAACCCAUGUGACUAUGUUCUGAUGGAGGAGGUAUCUAAAGACGCAGGAGGCAAGAAGUCUUCCUCAGCCAAACCGUGUCACCGUGUCCUGCAGGACCAGGAGUGUGUGUUUCAGGCUCAGAGCCGCUGGAGAGGCGCCGGCAAAUUCAUCCUAAAGCUCAAAGAGCAGAUUGCUCGCGAGGACAAGCGUAAGGGUGUGUCUUUUGCCAGUGAGCUGCGGAAGCUGACGGGUCGCAGUCGGAGCUUAAAUGUGAAUGUGAACGGUCCAGUGGUCCAAGAAUCAGCACAUAGUAAGGAAGAGAAGGCUGUAUGUCCCAGCAUGAUGCCUCUGCCCGAGGCCUCCGAGUGAUGGAAUGCUCUGCAGUUUGUGUGUGUGCAGUGCAUGGAGCUCCCAUGAGGGUCUGUGUCGAUGGGGUUGAAGGCUUGGAUGGCCGAGGGGCGCUUGGGUUCUCAGAGAUAUCAUGUGGGGAGCCCCGUCUCUCAGUGCGGCGAUCGAGCCCCAGCCCCCUCCACCUGGUCCCUCCCAUUGCUGUGGAACUGGAAGCUGCAUAAAUGAGGCCAGAGCAGUAUCUUUAGUGUUCACCACUCUCACAUGUGGCUCAGAAUUGUUGAGGAAGAUCUCCCAACAUGCUGGUGUACAGCUGCCUGACGGAGAGCGUAGAGCGGUUGGUGCUUGUCCCGUAGAGAACUUGACUCUCCAGAGGAAGUAUGCGUUUAGACAACUGCCUGGUUGCAAGUUGAACUAGCUAGAGUCUGUAUCAUUGCAGGAACAGGUUGAGAAGAGAGGUUAGUUUUUUCAUCAGCUUAUAGCUGGGUUAUAGAGCUCUUGUUUUAAUGGACGUUAGAUGAAGGGGGAUGGAAGGAGUUUGCAGUUUAUCCUCGUUUCUUCUUUUCUUCUUGUCCUACUUUAACAGUACUGUAAGUGAUCAAUGCAUUAAUAUGCAUUUCAUUUUCUUUAGUGGUUUGGCACAUUGUGAUUUUUAUGAAGUUAUUUUGAAAGCUUUUUUAUUUUGCCUCCCUAUUUUGGAUGGCUGAAAUGAAUCAAAUUAAGCAUGAAAAAUGUUCCCAACUCAUUAGUAUGCACUGUACUCACUAGUCCCAACAUUAUACAGUUUGUUCAAAGUGCUUUUGACUUUAAGCUCACAUCCCUUGAUAGAUUUCUGAAAUCUUGAUUGAGGAUUUCAAUUUGAGAAAGUAAAUGAGUCAUGGUUUAUUCUGAGUUUAGAGCAAACACGCAUAAUAUUUUCAGAAUGAUGCAGGUCCGAUAUGUGCUUUACAUUUUAGUUGCGCAUUUAACUUGUUUGACUUCAUGACACAUUUCCUGUAUCCGUCAACAGCCCUGAAUUGUACUGACCGACGGCAAAAAAUGCAAGCUGUUGAAUGGUACCUCAUAGCUUUCUGUAAUCUUCCAUAAAUUUGCAGUAUUUGAAGAAACAUCUUUUGUUCUCUUGACCAUUUUAAAGGUUAUUAUGUAUUCAAAUGUUUUCUAGUUCUAAUGAAAGAAAUCUUCUGACAAAUUUUUGCACAACACUUAACCCAGGAGUUAAAAUGUACAAAUGAAAUCAAAUUUCAGCCCUUCUCAUUUGCUGCAAUUACAGGUGCAUCUCAAUAAAUUAGAAUGUCGUGGAAAAGUUCAUUUAUUUCAGUAA